CAUUACGUAGGAAACAUACAAAGCCCUAAUGUAACAAUACAGCUGCAAUGUCGCGGCGCCUCGCGCUUCUUGUGCUGCUGUUUUCUGUAGUUUUAGUCCUGACGCAAGCCGAGGACGCUGUGCUCAAGACUGCGGUAGAGGGAAAGCCAUUCAAUGUUUUCCAGGAAUUGAAAAAGGAGUGCGAUCCGGGGUGUCAACAAUGUAAUCGGGAGCUGGGAGAAUGCGAAUGCCCCUACGGCUUGUCCGGCCCCACAUGUCAGGUGGCGCUGUGGCCCGCCUGCCGCACCAGCACCGCCGCCGGACUGCCGGUUUUCGUGGGCCGGCGCGCGCCGCGCAACUGCCACUGCUACCGCCAGCUGUUCCGAGCCACCUGCCUGCCCGGCAGCGAGUCGCGCUGUAGCUCGCACACCGUGGCGCACUGGCCGGACCUCAAGUGCUUCGAGCAGCCCGACAAGCCGGAGCAGGAGCAGCUGUCCGAGCUGCCGGACACACUAGAUGACCCAGCCUACCGCUGGCGCAAAGGAGUGCUGCUGCCGGCGCCGGCAGGCGGCACGGGGGUGGAAGGGGCGGCGGGAGGAGCAGCGGCGGCGGAGCACAAGGACUUUCAGACGCUUCCGGCGCCGCCCGCGCUCAAGGAGAUUGGGGACACGGUGGCACUGGGGAAGUGCCCCAACAGGUGUCGAGACCGCGGCAUCUGUAUCGCCAACAGCGAGACUGUCAAGACGCCCAGCUGCCUGUGCCACCCCGGUUUCACCGGCACCGACUGCGCCGACGUCGUGCCGCCGGCCUCGCUGCCGCUGCUGUGCCCCAACGGCUGCGGCGGCCGCGGGAAGUGCGCGGCGGGCUUCUGCGCGUGCGACCCGCCCUACUGGGGCAUUGGCUGCAGCCGCAGUAAGGCCUACCAACCAGUGCCAGACAGCAUCAGCCACCCCUACUACCCCUCGCUCAAGGUCUACAUGUACGACAUCCCCAUCAGCGUGGUGGGGCCGCAGCCCUUCGACGACGGCGACGCCACGGUGUACCUCAUCUACCAGGCGUCCAUGCACCUGAUGAACGCCUUCCUGGCGGACACCGGCGGCGUGCGCACACAGAACCCCUGGGAGGCCAACCUGUUCUACGUCCCCACCUUUGCUUACUUCUCCACCGCCAACCUGGGCGACCCCACGGCGGCGGUGGUCCGCGCCAUUGACUGGGUGUCGUCCAAGUUCCCCUUCUUCGCGCGCCACGGCGGCCGCGACCACUUUGUGGUGCUCACAGCGGACCGCGGCGCCUGCUACCUCAAGCCGCUCAACCAGACCCGCAACCUCAUACGGCUGGUGCAUUUCGGUCUGGAGAAGCCCAACCUGACCGAGAUGGGGCCGCUGGUUGAGGAGCGCGAGUACGGCUGCUUCAAGAGCGGCAGGGACGUGGUGCUGGCGCCCUACUUCAGACCCAAGGCCAGCGUGGUGCGCGCGGUGCACGAGAAGCUGCUGGCUCCGGGCGGCGCCGAGGAGCUGCUCAAGGACAAGAGCGUGCUGUUCUUCUUCAGCGGGGACGUCAGGCACCAUGAGCCCGAGUACAGCGGCGGCGUGCGGCAGGCGCUGUCCGCGCUGCUGUCCAACACCACCACCACCACCACGGGGUCGGGUUCGGGGCCGGCGCCGCCCGACGACGUGGUGUUCAAGGCGGGCUCCCAGCCCAUCACUGCGGAGGAGUACGAGCAGCUGCUGGGCAGGGCCAAGUUCUGCCUGGCGCCGUACGGCCACGGCUGGGGCAUUAGGCUCACGCACGCGCUGAUGCACGCGUGUGUGCCCGUGAUCAUCCAGGACCGAGUGCGUCAGCCCUGGGAAGACCUGCUGCACUACCCCGACUUCUCCAUACGCGUGGCCAAGUCGCAGCUGCCGCGGCUUGUGGAGCUGCUGCGGGCGGUGCCGGCGGAGGACGUGGCGCGGCUGAUGCGGGAGGGCGCACGCGUGUACCGGGCCUUUGUGUGGCAGCCGGAGCUGGGCGGCCUGGCGUACAAUUACACCAUUGCCAGCCUGCGGCGCCGGCUCAGCCAUAUACGCGGGGAGCUAUACGAGGCGGGGACACGGCGGCGCCGUGGCAGGCAGCUUUGAGCGGCAGGGAGCGCGCAGCGCUCUGUGGCGGUGUUAAGGGAGCAGGGCGCUUCCGUUAGUCAUGUGCGUCCGUUGUCUUGGGUGUGGCGUGCGGCGGGUGUAAGGGGCCUGUACGCCAACAACCAUGGAGGCGUAGCCUGUGGGCGAGAGGGUAGGCGUCGCAGUUACGAAGCGGGAAUCGGUUGGCAGAGCAGGUUAGAGACACAGAUGGACAGCCGAGUUGCUUCGGCGUUGGAACUGUAGAAGAGGAGAGAGCGCAUGUCAGUGCACGGUGCAUCAAUGGCAUUUGCCCCGGGAGUUUCGAGGCGCAUGCUGCAUGCACCGACGGCCCCAUGGCCCAUGAGGUGCGUUGUGAGGAUGCAAAUUGGCGAAGACGGGACCGACGGACCGUUGCAAGCAGUCUAGCCAGCACAGCACAUCUUAGUAGGCACAGGGGCCUGUCUAGCCUGCACACACCCCACAGCACGAGGCGAAAUCCAAAACGCGCACUAAGGCACGGCACCUACGACGCGCACAGCUGGGCGCAACGUGCAGGGCCCUGACAGUGGGGCACAGGUUCGCAUACAGGUCCCGCUUGAAGUUGCGCGCAGUCGUGCAACCUGUACGUGUGUUUCGUUGGCACCGCCGUGCACCGUGCGCCCACUGCUACCCUCUAUUGUGCUCGAGGCACAUAUGCAGACAAGAUAUGUGUGAAGGGCAAGCGGCAGAAGGCAACCAUGGAGCAAUUUCC
This is a messenger RNA of Chlamydomonas reinhardtii, 2826 nucleotides long. RefSeq lists its product as uncharacterized. The coding region runs from base 48 to 2096 and encodes 682 amino acids. Gene Ontology annotation, molecular function: glycosyltransferase activity. The transcript is spliced from 14 exons. Lineage: Eukaryota; Viridiplantae; Chlorophyta; Chlorophyceae; Chlamydomonadales; Chlamydomonadaceae. The record is from RefSeq and is a predicted model, not a curated record.